UUUGUUGAAACUGUGCCAGGAAAAGGUGCGAGCCGUUUUGCAAUGUCUCUUGUAUCUGCUAGUACCGGUCGAUUUUGGGCACGUUCGGCUAAAAUAAUCCGAUUCGUUCGGCAGGGAUGCACUAAUCGUCCAUUCUUUCAUAUCGUAGUAAUGGAGCGCCGAAAAGAUCAGUAUCAACCAGUGAUCGAGCAAGUAGGAACUUACGAUCCAAUUCCGAAUGAACAUAACGAACAACUGGUAUCCUUCAAUUACGAGCGCAUCCGACAUUGGAUAGGUAGUGGCGCCCACAUUUCACACCCCGUGGCCGAGCUGUUAGGUAUCGCUGGUUUGUUGCCUAUUCAUCCACGUACUUAUAUGACCGCAUGGCGCAACCGGCAGCUAGUUGAGAAACUUGCCCAAGUACAGGCGACGAAUCAGACACUGGAACAUUCUAACUCUAGUUAAUAAAAAACAAUAAUAGAACAGCAAUGAAAUAUUGUCAUUGUUAGUUUAGUAUUUAAAAUAAAAACGCAAUCAAACUAUAGAAACUUAUGUUCGAGAAGAAAUGUGUUAUUUGGUCCGUGUAACAGUGUAACAGUGUUUGUAACAGUAGUCGGUAAGAAUAGGAGAAACUCCGUUCCUCUCCCAUCUUGCUUUUGUUGGAUAUUUAUUGUUGGAUUUAUUGUUGAAAUCUUUUUUCACGAAAACGAAAGCCAGUAUUUCCUUAUGAUCCUACCCCCUUCGCCGGCAGACCAUUUCAGUACUCCGGUGCAUACCAAAAAAAUCUGUAUACUUUGCUAUCCCUCUCCCCUUAUUUUUUGUAUGGCGAAGCCUGCCAGCGUCAACUUUACAUAAAAAAUCUAUAUAUAUGUUAGGUCUGCAAAUUAAUUAGCUCGGUUUUUAUUCGAUAUUUGUAACCUACUUACAUCAAUAAAACGUAUGAC
Messenger RNA from Anopheles bellator, 923 nucleotides. It is a transcript of the gene mRpS16, whose product is annotated as small ribosomal subunit protein bS16m. Bases 43 to 444 code for a protein of 133 amino acids. Gene Ontology annotation, molecular function: structural constituent of ribosome. Gene Ontology annotation, cellular component: ribosome; mitochondrial small ribosomal subunit. The record is from RefSeq and is a predicted model, not a curated record. Lineage: Eukaryota; Metazoa; Arthropoda; Insecta; Diptera; Culicidae. The transcript has 3 exons. Gene Ontology annotation, biological process: mitochondrial translation.